Molecule: messenger RNA, 2038 nt
Organism: Nanorana parkeri
Lineage: Eukaryota; Metazoa; Chordata; Amphibia; Anura; Dicroglossidae
Gene: SLC18A3
Product: solute carrier family 18 member A3
Exons: 2
Coding region: 433-2007 (524 amino acids)
Biological process (GO): xenobiotic transport; transmembrane transport; chemical synaptic transmission
Cellular component (GO): AP-2 adaptor complex; membrane; AP-1 adaptor complex
Molecular function (GO): xenobiotic transmembrane transporter activity; acetylcholine transmembrane transporter activity
Source: RefSeq, a predicted model, not a curated record
UAGAAAGAAAGUGGAGGAAUCGAGAAGCAUGCAACUCAAUCUGUGCCAAUGGCAUCGCGAAGGAAUGGAGGGUUGCAUGGGUGAAGUGGAUACCUCUCCAAUGGUUCAAUCACAGCAAGAUAUGCAUGUCAAAUCAAGGAGCACAGCGCUUGCCAGCACUAAUUAAGGUAGUCUAGUGUUUGGGCAGGACCGUGGUCAUCAUCUGAGCUGCUGAGCGCCCAGGAUCUGGGCUGAAGAUGCUUCUCGAGAGCUGGAAUUGAUUUACAGGGGACAAGAGAUAGAGAAGGUCCGUGCUAUAAAUGGUACCUCUACGCUGCUGAAUGGUUCAUUUGUGGUUUGAGCUGCUCCCCUGAGACGCCCUUCAAAGUGGGGAGUGACUGCUGGUGUUCUGUGCUUUUUCUAAUCAAGCAGUUCAGUUUAGAAGGAAAGAGCAUGGCUUCAGAAGACACGCAAGGAGCAUCCAAAUCUGCCAUGGAGAAACUCUCGUGUGCAAUGGGGGAAAGAACUAAACAGCUUGGCACUGCCAUGAAGGAAUCCCACCACCAGAGGAGACUCAUCUUGUUCAUUGUCUGUGUGGCACUUUUUCUUGAUAACAUGCUUUACAUGGUCAUAGUUCCCAUAAUCCCAGACUACAUUCAAACUAUGAGGUUGAAUAAUGAAAAAGCAUUUAAAGUCAUCAAUUCCAGCUCAGCCUCUUCUAAUAAAUCUAUUAUUAGGCCCACGUACCCAACAGAGAAUGAAGACACCAAGAUUGGAGUUCUGUUUGCCUCCAAAGCGAUCCUACAGCUGCUUGUCAACCCACUCAGUGGUACUUUCAUGGACAGAGUUGGCUACGACAUCCCUCUUUUGAUUGGACUUAUUGUUAUGUUUUUCUCAACUGUCAUUUUUGCGUUUGCAGAGAAUUAUGCCACCCUGUUUGUAGCAAGAAGCCUGCAAGGCUUGGGGUCUGCCUUUGCAGACACCUCUGGGAUCGCAAUGAUCGCAGACAAAUACACAGAGGAAGCAGAGCGGAGCAAAGCCUUGGGUAUAGCCAUCGCUUUCAUUUCUUUCGGGAGCUUGGUAGCGCCCCCCUUUGGGGGCAUAUUGUACCAAUUUGUAGGUAAAAGAGUACCUUUUUUGAUUUUGGCUUGCAUUUCUCUCAUUGAUGGCAUUCUGUUGCUAGUGGUCAUCAAACCCUUCGCCAAUAGGACUAGAGAGAAUAUGCCAGUGGGCACACCCAUUUAUAGACUCAUGAUUGACCCUUACAUUGCAGUUGUGGCAGGGGCGUUAACUACCUGUAACAUUCCUCUUGCGUUUUUGGAGCCCACGAUAGCAAACUGGAUGAAAACCACUAUGGGUGCCUCUGAGUGGCAAAUGGGUCUCAUUUGGCUGCCAGCAUUCUUUCCUCAUAUACUAGGGGUUUAUAUUACUGUAAAGCUUGCUGGCAAUUACCCCCAGUAUCAAUGGUUCUAUGGUGCCAUAGGGAUGGUAAUAAUAGGUGCCAGCUCUUGUACAGUGCCAGCUUGUAAAACUUUUGAGCAGCUUAUAAUGCCUUUGUGUGGUUUGUGCUUUGGAAUUGCAUUGGUAGACACUGCACUAUUGCCCACUCUCGCCUUACUAGUAGAUCUCCGCCAUGUCUCUGUAUAUGGGAGCGUUUAUGCAAUAGCAGAUAUAUCUUAUUCUGUGGCAUAUGCCAUGGGGCCUAUAGUUGCUAGCCAAAUUGUGCAUACAAUGGGCUUUACCCAACUCAAUCUUGGGAUGGGACUUGUCAAUGUACUGUAUGCCCCUGCCCUUCUGUUUCUCAGAAACGUGUGCCAAAUGAAGCCCUCUCAUUCUGAAAGGAAUAUAUUAUUAGAUGAGGGACCCAAGGGCUUGUAUGACACUAUUAAAAUGGAGGAGCGUAAAGCUAAGUCUAAAAAGAGCCAUCAUAAAGAUGGCGAGGUUCAAGGGAACAGCAUGGACAAUUACAAUGAGCAGACAGGGAAAUACAUGUCUGAUGAGGAGUCCUCCGAUUACGAAUAUAGUUAAAUUCAUGCCAAGCUAAAGGAGUGAAAAGUAA